Messenger RNA from Bradysia coprophila, 1581 nucleotides. RefSeq lists its product as uncharacterized. The record is from RefSeq and is a predicted model, not a curated record. Gene Ontology annotation, molecular function: chitinase activity; protein binding. Gene Ontology annotation, biological process: chitin catabolic process; proteolysis; cell wall macromolecule catabolic process. NCBI's taxonomy places the organism in Eukaryota, Metazoa, Arthropoda, Insecta, Diptera, Sciaridae. Gene Ontology annotation, cellular component: extracellular region.
UAAGUUUAGUCACAAUAUAUUGCGAUACAUCGUCUGAACAUUAAUUUAUCUGCGAGGAUCACAACAGUUCGUCUUCUACAUUCUAAUAAAGUACGUUUUUCAGAGCAAUCUAAUCAAUCUUAGAUUUGAAGAUUGCAAUGGCCAAUACGUUGCAAAGCGGGUUGGUAUUAGCAUUGUGUGUGGUGUUGUCCCAUCAACAAAGUUGCUCAAUCACAUACAACCACGACAUAAAUCUACCAGAUUUAGCGGCCCGCAGCGGACAGCGGCAAGAGAGUUGUUGUAGCAUUUGUCAGAGCACUCCGGGCUGCAAGGGAUUUUCCUAUAAUGGUUAUGAAGGUGGCACUUGUUGGUUAAAGUCUGGCACAGGGCCAUUGAUUGCUAAGGAUGGUGUCAAUGUUGGAAUUUUAGGAAGUAGUAGCAGUGGAGGUGGAGGUGUAGCAUCGUGUGCAAUAAGAUUGAACCACGACAUUAGUUUACCAGACUUACAAGCCCGUUACGGUCAACCACAAGAGAACUGUUGCAAUAUUUGUAAGAAUACUCCUGGAUGUAAGGGUUUCGCGUGGAAUACGCAUCAAGGUGGUACUUGCUGGUUGAAGGCUGGAACAGGACCUGUAAUUGCUAAGGAAGGUGUUAAUGUUGGAUUCAUCGAUGGAAGUGGUAAUUGCCAUUCUGACGCUCAAAGUGGUUGUUCGUCAUUAGUAACCAACAGGGAUAUUAAUUUGCCUGAUUUAGCUGCACGUUACGGUCAACCGCAAGAAAACUGCUGUGGUAUAUGCAGCACAACACAAGGAUGUAAGGCUUUCUCUUGGAAUGCAUAUCAAGGUGGGACUUGUUGGCUGAAGGCUGGAGCAGGGCCGCUUAUUUAUAAAGAUGGUGUUAUCGUUGGAAUUUUGGACGCCAAUGGAAAUGAUAAUAAUGGAGCAUUGGUUUCUUUUGACGAAUUCGUCAAUGCUGUCGUCAAUUCAAAUGGCUAUCCACGGCCGAAUGAAGCUCAGUACAAUGCCUUCAUACAAGGCUUAUCAAAAGGACUGAUUGCAACCAAACAGGAAGCCGCUAUGGCUCUCACGCAUUUCCUACAUGAGAGUGACGGGCUGCUUGCAAAACGAGAGUAUAGAUGCCAAGACAAUGGAUGUCCUGGAGAAUAUGAAACGAUUGGAUGUGAUGAUCCGUUUCAACGUUAUUUUGGUAGAGGAUACAUUCAACUAUCCUGGUGCUACAAUUACCGAGCAGCAUCACAAGACUUAUUCAAUGAUAAUCGUUUGGUUAACGAUGCAGAUAUGGUUGCUCGGGAUGAGAACUUGGCAUGGGAUACCGCAUUUUGGUUUUGGAAGAUUAAUGUUCACAAUGUUCCCGGUGUUUCUGAUGGUGCCUUUGGUGUGACUACCAGAGCUAUUAACGGAGGACUUGAAUGUAACAAUAGUGCUGGUCAUCCAAUCGCUAGACGUCGGUACGAGAUGUACGGACGAAUCAGAGCCGCUUGGGGUCUAAGUGGACCGGGAGCAGAAUGGGGUUGUUAUAAUUAAAAAUAUUGUAUAGAAAAAUAUGAAAUAUCAAAUUAAUGCAGCUAUUGAAUUGAAGUAA